CAACAACUCAAGCUGUUAUGUCAAAAAAAUGUCAAAGAUCUUCGACGUUUUUUUAUUUGUUUACUUCUUUUUGUCACCCAUCAUGGCGGAUACAAAAUAUUGCGGACGUUUGGCGCUCAGAUGAAUAUCAUGGAUAGAAGUAUUAAAAAAGGCACUUAAAAAGACAAUGUGUUUUAUAGUUUUAUAGUUGCACAUUAAAAAAAAAAGAAAAAAGAAAUACUUAUAAGAAAAUGGAUGUUGCCUUUUCUAAUCAAUAUUGGUUAAUAUCUUUUCUGCAAUCACUUUUACUUUCAAUUUGUUAUGUUGGAAGCUUGUAUAUAUACCCAUCACCGUUUCGCAGAGAUCAUCCUACCACCAUAAAACAACGUAUAAAAUCGGUUUUAAUUGUUUGUUUACUAGCACCAAUAUAUCUAUAUUUAUGUUCAACAGAAGAAGGAGUGAAGUAUCCACUGUGGGAAUGGAUAGGGUUUCGCACAAAAGGAUUUUUUUCUAGUUUAUUUUUAACACUUUUUCUCACAGUAAUUUUAUUUACAGGUCCUCUAGUUCAGAUUAUUAUUACUGGUGGUUUUAAAGAAUUUUUAAAAGAAAUUUUUACUUUGAAUCAUUUUAAAAAUUGGAAUUUUUAUAGAGUGGCUGUUGUUGCUCCAUUUACAGAAGAAUUUAUUUUUAGAGCAUGUCUAAUUCCUCUACUCAAAAAGAGUUUUGACCAUAAAACAAUUAUAGUUUUAGCUCCUUUAUUUUUUGGAGUGGCACACUUACAUCAUAUUUUGGAACAAUUAAGAAAUGGCACACCAGUCUUAGAAGCUUUUCUUGUUUCACUAUUUCAAAUGGUUUAUACAACAAUGUUUGGCAUUUAUUCAGCAUAUCUUUAUAUAAAGACUGGACAGCUUAUUGGAAUAGUUGCAUGUCAUAGUUUUUGUAACCUUAUGGGUUUUCCAGAUUUUCCAGGAAUUUUUUCAUCUCGAUAUCCAAAAAUAGUAUCAUUUGCCUAUAUUAUUGGAUUAGUUUUGUUUAUUAAUUUGUUGUAUGUUUUUGAUAACUCUGAAUUUCUUAGAAGUUUUAUAUGGAGUUCUGACAUAAAUAUUUAUUAUGGAGAUAGCUUCUUGUAACAAUUUCAUUGAAAAAUAAUAUUAACUAGA
This is a messenger RNA of Hydra vulgaris (swiftwater hydra), 1139 nucleotides long. RefSeq names its product CAAX prenyl protease 2. Gene Ontology annotation, molecular function: metalloendopeptidase activity. Gene Ontology annotation, cellular component: endoplasmic reticulum membrane. The record is from RefSeq and is a predicted model, not a curated record. NCBI's taxonomy places the organism in Eukaryota, Metazoa, Cnidaria, Hydrozoa, Anthoathecata, Hydridae. Gene Ontology annotation, biological process: CAAX-box protein processing.